UUCAAAAUUCUGGUGAUUGGACUUAAACCCUGAGCUCUCAUCAAAGCCACAUGAUAUUUCAUUAAUGCUAUGUGGUAUGUGGUUUGCAUUUUUUAAAAAAUAAAGUAAAAGCAUUACUGUUAGCAAAAAAAAAUUCCAAAACAUCACAGUUACGUUCCUUUAUGUAACCACACUCCAAGGAGGUGUUUUUUCCAUUUACAACUAAUAACAAGGUUGCCCUUAUAACCUAUAGUUAGGAUUUGAUUCUGCUUUCUCAUUCUUGAUUCAACAUGCAAUCAAGAUGGGUCUCAACUGAGAGGCUCUCCAUUCUCCCUUCCAACUCUAAAAUGCUACGAGCACUGGGUGAAUUAUUGGUGUCAGCUGAAUGUCUACUACUGGCAUCACUCAUUACCUCAUAUUGAGAUAGGAGGCAAACCCACAGACAAUUGCCUGCAUAUUCCCCUCAACCAACAGACUUUCAUUAAAUCCUUUCUAAUUUUAGGUGCCACAACUGCUCUGCUGGUGUUGCUAAAACACAAUAACAGAGCUACUCUUCUAGAACUUUUUUUAAAGAAAUACUUCCAAUAAUUAAGAUGACCAACCAGUCUACAGUGACAGAAUUUCUUCUGAUGGGCUUCUCCAGUGACCGAGAAGAACAAUUUUUUUACUUUGUGAUAUUUCUCUCCAUUUAUUUAAUCGUCUUAGUGGGGAAUUUCCUCAUCACCAUUGCUGUUGCCCUGAACCACAAACUACACACUCCGAUGUACUUCUUUCUGGUCAAUCUAUCAUUAACAGAUAUUUGCUACAUCUCAACCACAAUCCCCAAAUCCAUAGCUGCUUCUUUGUCAGAUGACAAAAGGAUUUCUUUUGCUGGCUGUGUUGCACAGGUUUUCUUAGUUUUGACCUUUACAGGUUCUGAGCUUGCCUUGCUCACUAUCAUGGCUUAUGAUCGCUAUGUUGCAAUCUGCCAUCCUUUACAGUAUGAGCUAAUCAUGAACAGGGAUGCCUGCAUCCAAAUGGCAGCUGCUUCCUGGAUAAGCAGCCCAAUCCAUUCAUCAUUACAUACCAUUAUCACUUUCAGGCUAGAUUUCUGUGGGUCCAAUAUUAUUGGGCAGCAUUUCUGUGAUGUCCCUCAGUUGCUUAAGAUUUCUUGUACUGACACUAAAGUUAACCAAAUUUUGAUUCUUGCCAUUGGAAUUACUGGAGGUUCAUUUUGUGGAGGGUUCAUCUUUGCUUCCUAUGGCUACAUAUUCUCUGCUGUGCUGAGAAUCCCUUCUGUUCAAGGCAGAUAUAAAGUUUUCUCUACCUGCAUCCCCCACCUGACUGUCUUUUCUUUAUUUAUGAGCACAGCUGUGUUUUCAUACAUGAGACCUAAAGCACUUUCUUCAACAAUGAUGGAUUUGCUCUCUGCUGUAUUGUAUAAUGUUUUGCCACCCUUACUGAAUCCUAUUAUUUAUAGCUUUAGGAACAAAGACAUCCAAGAGGCCGUAUUGAAAAUACCAAAAGGAAUUAGAAGUCUCCUAGCAUGAUUGAAUGCAUUGUGUCUCAUACACAUCACAAUUCCUGAGCAUUGUAUAAGAAUGCAAAUGUCUGUGAAAAUAGCAUAA
This is a messenger RNA of Podarcis raffonei (Aeolian wall lizard), 1586 nucleotides long. Its product is annotated as olfactory receptor 14A16-like. Gene Ontology annotation, biological process: G protein-coupled receptor signaling pathway. Gene Ontology annotation, molecular function: olfactory receptor activity; G protein-coupled receptor activity. Bases 573 to 1508 code for a protein of 311 amino acids. The record is from RefSeq and is a predicted model, not a curated record. Gene Ontology annotation, cellular component: membrane. NCBI's taxonomy places the organism in Eukaryota, Metazoa, Chordata, Lepidosauria, Squamata, Lacertidae. The transcript has a single exon.